GCAACAACGUGUACGUUGCGGUUGCGAAUGCAUCCGGAUUUGAUGGAGUCUACACAUACUUUGGCCAUUCCGCUGUUAUUGGAUGCGAUGGACGAACUCUAGGAGAAUGUGGUACAGAAGACAAUGGUAUCCAAUAUGCCCAAUUGUCUAUUUCGGAAAUCCGUGAUAUGCGCAAGAAUGAUCAAUCCCAGAAUCAACUUUUCAAAUUGCUCCAUCGGGGAUACACUGGUGUCUACGCCAAUGGGGAUGGUUCCAAGGGAGUUGCCGAAUGUCCAUUUGAUUUCUACAAGACAUGGGUGAAUGAUCCAUUGGAGGCUCAACGAAUGGUGGAGAAGAUUACCAGACCGACCAUUGGUGUGUCGUGUUGCCCAGUGGCUGGGAUCCCUCAACCUUCGGAAGAACAUGAAGAACACGACAUUGCGGAACUUGCUCACGAGCUGAACCUUCAGUGA
This is a messenger RNA of Cylindrotheca closterium, 452 nucleotides long. Lineage: Eukaryota; Bacillariophyta; Bacillariophyceae; Bacillariales; Bacillariaceae. The record is from the annotation of a GenBank genome assembly.